This is a messenger RNA of Bombus pascuorum, 10750 nucleotides long. RefSeq names its product homeobox protein homothorax (gene hth). Gene Ontology annotation, molecular function: DNA-binding transcription activator activity, RNA polymerase II-specific; RNA polymerase II cis-regulatory region sequence-specific DNA binding. Gene Ontology annotation, biological process: positive regulation of transcription by RNA polymerase II; brain development; eye development. NCBI's taxonomy places the organism in Eukaryota, Metazoa, Arthropoda, Insecta, Hymenoptera, Apidae. The transcript has 15 exons. The record is from RefSeq and is a predicted model, not a curated record. Bases 2177 to 3709 code for a protein of 510 amino acids.
CGUGUAGCACGGCGCUGAUUGACAGUUAGCGAACGACUGCGGACGGCGCAGGAUCUAAAACCGCGCUAGGCGCUGCUCUCCACGUUCGCUCGCUCGUUCUGCUCUUCUCUUACCCGUGGAUCUACCCGGUGCUUUUUCGUGGGGGAAGAACUCGAAACACGCAUAUUCCCGUGGCUGCCUUUGCCUGCCGGCCCGCGCGCAACAUAUACACCAACCUUCCACCUUCUGUCCGCCGGAGUUACGAGUGGCACACGCAGUAGUAGUUACGGUAAGGGAGGUGGGUCGGACGCCGUCUCGCGGACAGCUCUCUCGCGCGUCACCUCUUCUCUCACUCCUCUGCGUGACCGGUUCGUUCGUUCAGUAAUCGCCGCGAGGAGGAACGCGCUUCUUCUUCCGCCGCGAACUCUCCGUCGACGACGCGUAUUCCGCACCGUUUCUCCACCUUGUCGCGUGGAGGAUAUUGCCGCUGAUACGAACCGCGAAUCGCUCGGCGUGUUUAUUCGUUUAUCAUCGUAAAACAACGGGCAACCACAGAUAUGUAAUUUGGCGCGCGGUAACGCAAUAUUCGCAAACAAAGAGAGAGAGAUACAUCGUUGCAACGCCGAUACCGCCGCACCACCGACGCACGACUUUUCGUUCGUGUCGCGCGAAUACGCGACGACGAACGAACUCGGCUACCACCAAUCAUCCGAUUUAACCACAGUGGACUGUUGUUUGUCGCGUUUGUGCGACCUAUGCACGGGACUUUUCUGCUUCACCACCUUAACGACAGCCCGUCGUCAUCGUCCGACAGAAUUAUCGCGAAAGUAAUAUUGUCCGCAUACCGAGGAGAUAUCUUGGUUUCUUUGUUUCGUGCACAAGUUUUGAAGCAGCAGUGUGACGCGCGCGCGAUCGACGGCCACGCGAGUUAAGCCGUCCGCCCGUGUGCUACGCUCGAUUUCCCUGUCUCCUUUCGUUGGAACGAAACUCCAACGACAGCCUUGAUUUCGCGCCAAUACUCCAACGAAUACAUCGUAACGAAGGAUGUAAACGUGUUCCGGCAGUGACGUACGCAAACCUCUCCGGUGUUUACCCGUGCCGUUUUAUCUGUGAAAACAACAAUAAUAAUCAGUGCAGCCGAGAAUUGCUCUCCGACGGCCGACGUGAUAAACCGUGUGUCGAUUCAGAGCAGACAGCAGCGACGCAGCAGCAACAGCGAUAAUAUCCGUGACAACUAGAGAUCGAGUGAUACGUCGUGGUGAUACCAAUCAGUUUUCGGUAGAAACGUGAUCGUGAAUCCUGUCCGUCGGCAAACAGAAAUAAUCUGUCGUUUCGUGUCGUAUAUCGGUGAAGUUCGAUUUAGCCGUCUUUGAUAUCGACGACCAAGAGAAACUUAUUGCAAACUAUCGUCGAAUAUCCGCAAGCUUAACACAAAUAAUAAAUAACGUCGUACAGAGAAUCUAUGAAAGACCACGUGUUGGAAAAAGCGGACAACUCGAGCGUAUAAUGUGGCGAAACUGACACAUUAAACGAAGAGACACGCUCCGUGGGUGCUUGUUUUGGUCUGUGAGUGUCAACGGAACAUCCGGCGGUGUGAUCGCGACGAUGAGGAAGCACGUGUGUCCGGCCGUAGCCGUAGUCCUGCUGCAGCGUUCAAUCGCGCGUGCUGAGCUCUGCUGACGCUCGCUUCGAUUUCUUGCCGUCAUACAGAGUAUCUCGUGUCGCCGGUCGACUCGGAUCCGGGGAUCGUCGAGGACCGACGGAGCCAACAGCACACGUUAAUAGUGGUUAAAGUGCAGUAGAACAAUCGUCAAGUGCUGUGGGCCCGUUUUAUUGCGAGCCGUCGGCCGCGUCUCAUCUUUGGACAAUACUGCGAUCCAUCAUUGCGACGCAACGAAGCUAAGAAACAGAAAUUUGGAAGCCCAUAGCGAAUUAUUCGAGAACGGACGUUUGCCCUGGCGACGCUCUAGCGUCGUUCUCUCUUGGUCGUUCUGUGCAUUCGACGAAGGCAAUAAUCCGCGAGUCCUCUGAGUGUGACGAACGGGAAACGGGCAAACCGAUCGCCCCGAUAAGGCGAAUCGAAAAGUGGGGAAACCAGUGUGUGUGAAGUGUUCGAGGUUACUUGCUUAUACUGUGGGAAAAUACAGCCGCUACGGUGGCUCAGCACGCAGAGUUCCCCGGCGCGGCCAGGGCGUUCAUGGCGCAGCCAAGGUAUGACGACGGCGGGCUGCACGGGAGUUACCUCGAGGGCGGAGGUGGCGGAGGUGGCGCAGGGCUGUACGAUCCGCACGGGAGCGCCCGAGGUGUACCAGGUCUCCAUCACAGUCCACACCUCGGAAGUAUGGGACCUGCACAUCCCCAGUAUCCACCGCCCCCGCCGCAACCACCCCAACACGUUCUCGCGGCGGCAGCCGCGGCUGCAGCAUCUGCGGUACCCGAUGUCCACAAACGCGACAAGGACGCGAUUUAUGGACACCCCUUGUUCCCGCUUCUUGCGUUGAUUUUCGAGAAGUGCGAGCUGGCGACGUGUACGCCGCGUGAACCUGGCGUCGCGGGCGGUGACGUAUGCUCGUCAGAAAGCUUCAACGAGGACAUCGCUGUCUUCUCUAAACAGAUCAGACAAGAAAAACCCUAUUACAUCGCGGAUCCGGAGGUCGAUUCGCUGAUGGUACAGGCGAUCCAGGUCCUCCGGUUUCACCUCCUCGAGCUCGAAAAGGUCCAUGAACUAUGCGACAAUUUCUGCCACCGGUACAUCAGCUGCUUAAAAGGAAAGAUGCCGAUCGACUUAGUGAUCGACGACAGGGAAAGCUCGAAACCGCCGGAGAUCGGGAACGGUCUAGACGGUGGCGGACCAAGGAGCACCGCUGACAGCACCAGCCACACAGACGGAGCCAGCACGCCGGACGUCAGGCCACCCUCCUCGUCACUCUCGUACCCCGGUGCGGGUGGUAAUGACGACGCACGCAGCCCCGGAAGCGGGGGCACACCCGGACCUCUCAGUCAACAAGCGCCCGCAAGUUUGGACUCCUCGGAUCCUGACGUCACGGGUAAAUGGUGUUCGCGUAGAGAAUGGAGUUCGCCGCCGGACGCGCAGCGAGCGGCGAGCGACGCGCGUCGUGGCGUUCUUUACUCUUCCGUCUUCCUCGGUAGCCCCGGUGACGCGAGUAACGCGAGUAUCGGCAGCGGCGAGGGCACCGGUGAGGAAGACGAUGAUUCGUCGGGUAAGAAGAACCAGAAGAAGAGGGGUAUCUUCCCCAAAGUCGCGACCAAUAUCCUCAGGGCGUGGCUGUUUCAACACCUCACGCAUCCGUACCCUUCGGAAGACCAGAAGAAGCAACUGGCUCAGGACACGGGGUUGACGAUUCUCCAAGUUAAUAACUGCUUUUCUAUGGUUCCGUCCUGUAACUUGAUGGACAGCACGAUGACGUUACUGUUUAUUCGUGGCAUUAAUAGGGUGGCGAUGAAAACAGGGGUUGCAUAUGUUGCACGAUGUUUCCGCACGGGGUUUAUCAAUGCGAGGCGUAGAAUCGUCCAGCCCAUGAUCGACCAGAGCAAUCGAGCCGUGUUUCCGCCAUUGUCCGCAGGUCCGAGCGGGGCGUACAGUCCGGACGCGACGAUGGGUUACAUGAUGGACGGACAGGCGGCGAGCAUGAUGCACCGGCCGCCCGGUGAUCCCACCUUCCACAAUCAGUACCAUUACCCGCCAGAGUACUAUGGACAUCACUUAUAAAGCAGUAGUCGCAAAUGAAGGUAGGCGAUGGAAUGACGGUUCUUGCGGAACGGGAAACGUAGCAGCGUGACGGAAGCGCAGCGUGCUCCGGUUGGCGUUUAGAGCAAGGUGCACGGGGGCAACGAGGAGCGAUUCGUCGCCUCCGGGGCGUGAUCGACGCGGAAGCGGAGAGAUAUUUCUCGGCAGCGUCGCACGUCGAGGCUCGUGGUGCCCGGCUGUUCGAGCCAGCGGACGGUGGUAGCGGAAAAACAGCCGUCGGUCCAGUUGUGGCUCGGAAAUCGAGUAUCGAGGCGGGGCAAAAGAAACUCGUGAAGAACAGGAGAAAGAAAGAAAGAGAGUCAAAGGACGGCGGAUUCGUUCGCCAAAGCAGAGAAAGGCUCCGUUCACGGAGAAGGGCCGACACGGGGCGUGAGGAACGCGUGGAACCGGAAGCAAGAUGGCUGGAGAGAAAGAGAAAAGAAAACAAAUGGCGAGAGACGCGCGGCUUGAAGGGACGAGAGUACGAGGAGCCGCGUAAUACGAUGGAAAUUCAUGUGAUUGUUCUGUGUACAAAUGUCGCGGUGUAAUAUUGUAGUGAUCGAAGAAUUUAAAUGUUAAAUUUUAAUACGGUCGCGAUCGAGCUAUUAUUAAUUAACGAUUAUAUAGAGAGGACAUUGGGGGCUACGAAUGAGGUAACCUCGAACAGAGUGAUAUAGGCAAUUUCUAGCGGGCAUGUGUACAUUAAGAAUGAGUGGUAAGAAAAGCGGGAUAAAUAAAAAGGUAGAAAAAUACAAGUAACGAAAGUGGUAGAGGGGGUUGCAGAAUUAAGGCAAACUCGGUGCUCGCGAAUUCAGAUCCGAUUUAAUUAAUAGAUAGAUAUCCACGUGCGGAGAGAGGCGACGAUACGGAAAAUUCGGGAGUUCUGAAGGCACGAUACAGGGAGAAAUUACGGAGAAUGGAAUUCAAUAUGAUCGAACGGUAUAUAUAUAUGUAUAUAUAUAUACACACAAACGCGCGCGCGCAGAUGCGCUUCCAUGUGUAUAGAUAUAUAUGGGUGUAUAAAUAAAUAUAUAUAGGGAAAAGAAUUUUAGAUACGUGGUGGGUGGCGUUUCGGAAGCCUACUAGAAAAUGAAAAGAGAGGAAGGUAAGUGCGGGGAAAAUUGAGAAAUAGUCUGUUCGAAUGUUUAACAAACGCAUGUACGCGCGAUCAAAACGUAAAUGCGAAUCCGAUAAUGAAGGGUGCGAGGGUAAAGAAUGUAGGCAACGUGAGGAACUGAAUGGAACAAAUUUAAGAAUAGAGGAACAUAAUCGAACGAAACAAAAGGACGCAGCAGAACAAAAGAGAAACUUUUAGGACAGAAGAAUGAAAUCGACGCGUGUGCCGGACUCGAGCGUCGAUCACAUUCACUUGCAUAUAUAUAUAGGUGACAUUGAAAUUUGUACAGUUAUUAAUUAUAAAUGAAUUUACUAAUUAAAGGAAGGAGUUAUCAUAUAAUAUAAAUAUAUACAUAACAGACACACACACUGAAGUAACAUGUGCGCCCCCUGCCUCCCCCGAUUGUAAUAUAUAUAUACAAGCAAGCGUUUUAAUUGGACUUUGGGACGAUAAUUAUUCUCGUGUGUGUUGUGCCGUGUUCGAUGUGCGUACUGGACCGAGGAGACGCGUCGAAAAAAUAAAAAAAGAAAAGAAGCGGGAAACAAGAAUAAUAGGUAAAAAAAGCAAAGAAACGGGUGGCAAAAGCGGAUAAAGUACACCGAAACAGACAUGAGGAUGGUGCACGAAAAUAUGUGAACGCGAGAAAGGAGAAUAGUAUACGCAAGCGACAGUUGGUGAGGGAUUAUAUAUAUUUAUAUAUAUGGAAAAUGGUAUAUAUAUAAAUAUAAAUAAAUAUAUUUAUGUAUAUCCAUAUACACAUAUAUACACAAAAAUAUAGAUACCUGCGAGAGGAUCAGACAGUUCUUCAUCAUUCUACUCGAUGACACAGUCAGAUCUCUCCUCCCCGACCUGUCCGACUCCACACAUAUAGAAAACGAUACACACGAGUAAACACACACAUACACAUAUAACAUAUACAGCGAUACAGAGGAAAACACGUAGACACAGGCGCGCAUAAACUGAGCGUUAUUACCCAAGCCCCGUCUCCCCGCACCGUAAGGAUAAUUACGAAAGAAAAGGAACUCGCGAGAAUCUAAAAACAGGCGAACUACAUACGAUCUACAAGUUUAAUUAAUAUAAUAUAUUGUGUAUAUAUAUAAAUAGUUAAUUGAACCGCGGCGAGCGUGGGAAGGGAGAAGGGCAAAGGAAAACUCAAGAUUGGCAAGGCUUCACGAGAGAUGUUCGCGACCGCGCAGAAUUCUCUCGCUCUCGUCUUUCCGCUCCUUUCUUUUCCUGUUGUUUUCUUCUCCUCUAGCCGCGCCACGGGGAGGUGAAAGGGCUCGGUAAUAAACGGAGAAUCUGUGGACCAGUGAGAUCCUCGGCGAACAGUGGAGGUUGAAUCGGGAAACACGUGCGACAACGAGGAGUAUCGUAUUGGAACACAUUGGUUGGUUUCUUUCGUUCUCGUCUUUUCUUGGUUUGUAAUCCUUCCUUUCUCCAAUUAGUCACUUUUUGGACACACACACACACAUACACACGCACACACACACACAUACAUAUAUAUAUGUAUAUAUAUUUAUAUAUACAUAUAUAUAUAAUAUAUAAUAUAUAUAUAUAAAUGAAAUAAAUAUCAAGAGCUUAAAGAAGAUACUAUUUAUUUCAUUCAGUACUAUUAAAGAUAGUAAUCGAGACGAAUGCCAUGCCCUUUUUUAUUCAUCUGUGUCUCGAAACAGAACGAAUUGGCCCUGUAAGACGUAAUCCUUCUAGUUUGGUUUCAAAGAGGAAAAAACCUGCCCAUCGAUUUAAUUUCUGUAUCAGUGGGAAAGUUUCUAGGAAGACUUCCUACAAUAUAGCAGUGAAAUUCUCGAGUAAUCGAACGACACCGCAUUGUGCCUCGGGCAAAGAGAAACAUUGAAAAUCAAUGAAAUUUCGAGUAUUGCCAACGAUUCAAAAUUGGCUGCAUCUUCGUCGAAAUUUUUUCCAUUUCCAGGAAUAAGUUUGGAAACGAGAUAAAAUUUUUCUACGAAACUGUUAAUCGGUAUUCAAAAUCUAUCGAAAUGCCAUUAGAUUCUCGAAAUAAAUGCAGCUCGUGACUGUAAUCGCUGUGUAUAUUGGAUGGAACGAGCCUUGGAACUGUCUCGAAACAGAUCGUCGAAUAAAAUCGCAACUAUAAGAUGGGCCACUUCGAUCUCGACACUUUUCUCGACACAUUUCUCGUCCUUCCCGUACCGUUUUCAUUUUAGAAAUUACUUACCCCGUCGUUCAUACAAUUUUUUUAACAAACUAAUUGACGCAGUUACGAUGCUGAAAAUUUCUUUAGUGAACAAUUUUUAUUUCGUUACGAAUAAUUUUCCAAACAUUGAUUCAACGUUUAAUUCUAUCCGAUAGACAAGAAACGCAGAAAAGAAUCGAAGAAAGAGAGAAAGAAAGAAGCGACACGCGCAAAGAGUAUACACAAGCGAAGCGAAUUUUUGUGAUGUAAGGAUAAAGGAGAGAGAACAUGAAUUAGAGAGAAAGAGUUAAAAAUUUAAUUAAAUUAAACGUCGAUUAUAAAUCAACGCGUGGAAGGAUGAAUAGCGUGAAGUUCGAAAUAGCUUGUCCUAGGUACCUGUCGAUAAUCGAGUGAAUUACUCGAUUAGCGACAGAUAACAGAAGAAACGGAAUGCAGGUAAAGAGAAGGGAUACUGUGAGAGAGGCUUAAGAGAAAGAAAAUGCGAACGAACGAAAGAAACGCAGAACAUACGAGACAAAUUUUAUCGAUAUUUUCAAUACGCCCGCAUACACGCAAUUCUUGUAUAAAAAUUUUAAUGUAAACACACUGCUCUUACCGCGAGUCGUGACGUUCACGAGAAAAUCGAUGCUGUCGUUUUUCGUUACUCCUGUUUGAUCUCAAAAUACGAUCUUUCAAAUUGUAUUCGCGAGAAAAAUCAAUCUUUUACGGGACGAUAACGCGAAACGACGCUCGAUUUUUUUCUAGCCACGGUCGAGCGGCGUAUUAGUAUACUGAAAGAAAAAAAAAAAAUGAUAACCUACGUAUACCGAAAGACUCAGGUGCGAGAGAAGUCAGUUAUAGGUCCUGGUUAAUUGGUGAAAUUCCCGACACUCGUCGAGAUCCAUCGCGACCGAUUUUCCGAUCGGUGAGCGCGAGCACGCGUGCGUAGCUCCUCUUCACGAAUGCGACAAUCGAUCGUGCGAUCCUUCAUCCGCGAAUUUUUUUCCAAAUUUCGACAAUUCGAAUCUGUCACUUGAAACGAAAAAUACGAAAACUAAAAAAGAAAUGUAUAAAAAAUUGAAAAGAGAAAGGCAGAAGCAUGAAAACGCGUUAGCACCACGUUUUCCCGGUUGAAAUUUCUCGACGACCUGGUUACCUGGAUACAUCGUAUACGAGAAAACGCGAAAAUAGUAGAAUCUCGCGCGUUCGAAAUCGUCCCGCGGCUACGAUGUGUUUUUUAACAUUUUGAUGUGAAUUCUUCCAAUGUUUUUAGUAAGAGCUUUUUACGACUCGGGACUGAGACUUUAUACCAUUUUACUGAAUAAGCAGCGUUGUUCCCGUAUACGUGGAAUAUUUACGUUGAUAUCCGAAUUGGAUCUUGUCGAUGCUAGAGGGGACGAUUUCGCGACGUCCGGUGAACAAUCGUAUAAUACAUAAUCGAUUAUCAAAUACGAGACAAUCAUGGAGACGAACGCGGAUGAUAGUCGACGAAAUGAUGCGUGAUCGAGCACUAUCGAAGUGAACCGGUGUUACGAAUUCUAUUUGUUGAACGAUAUAUUGUUUAAUUUUGUUAAUGACCGCACCGUCGAUCGUAUUCGAUUCCGCGCCGAUUCGUCGUCGCGCAUACGAGAAAUUUCAAUGGGAAUCUUUAGCUAGAGCCUUAUCAAAAUCGUUUUACCAAAAAAAAUAAAACAAAAUUUCCAAACAGAUGAAAUUAUAAAUCGAGAAUAUAAAUUAGUAACAUUGGGCCGCCGUUUCCGUCUGUGAUGAAUUUCUCGAGUAGAUUGAUACACGGUAAAUGUCCCGAUUUACCAGCGACUAGGGACUACGACAACGACGAUUAAAUUAUUUUUUCAUGAAGAAGAUCGAUGUCCGAUGAAAACCCCGAUGGAACAUACGCCGGUGGAACUCGUCCAUGCGCUCGUCGGCGCAUUUCCGUAGCAGCCUGCGAAAGUGCAACGUCCAUGGUGGACUCGCGUACGAACACGACUCCGUCUUUUUACCCCGCUCGCUGACACACCACCCCCGAGGUCGGAGAACGCGAUCAAUAUUUUCGUGGAAAUGCCUGGCGACGCGUUACGCGGCGAAGAAAAGAGUAAAGGGGGGUAGAGGGAAAGAGGAAUAAACAAAAAUAUGGAAAAUAAAAGUAGGAUCGCAUGAACGAUUAACGAAAAGAGCCUAUACAAGGGGUGCGAGAUGUAUAGGCGUGUAAAAAGGGAAAUGAAAGAACGAAAGAAAAGAAAACAUAAUGUUGUAGCGCUUAUGAAAGGAAUGUGAAGACGGCGGCGAACGGACGACGUUUAUUGGCUGUUCGUUUUCUAAAUAAGUUCACCCGAUUGAAUGAAUCAUCGCCUUAAAAAUGUAUACGAAGUAACAGUAAGGUAUCUAAGUAAUAAUCAUGUUAGAAGGUAAAGAAACUUAAAACAAAGAUUUUAUGAGCGACGACAAGAGCGGCUAUAGGGCAACGAGAGAACGCGAGUGAGAAUGAGAGAGAAAGAGUCUGAGAGAAAUCGAGUGGUAGCGAGAUAACGGUGCGAUCGAAGAAGAAAUAAAUGUGUAUGAAAGGAACACGUGAAUGAACGAGCGAAUGGAAUGAAGCGACUAGGAAGAAGUGAUGGACAAGGAAGAGAUGGCGCGAAAAUGUAAAAAAGGGAGAAGGAAGAGUAAUGUAUAAUUAUCGUGUAAUUACGAAAGAACGACGAUAUUAGCAACCGCGUCGCUGGCGUUGGCGACGAUGAUCAUAAUGACGACAGCGAUAACGAGUGUUGGGCGGGGUUUGUCGGCCACCUGAAGAUCGUCACUAAUCGUCAUUAUGAUCAUCAAGCGAUAAAAUGAUUACGAAAUAAUGCUGAUGAUGAUGCUAUUCACAACAAUGAUGAUACUGAUGAUGAUAUAUGAUGAUGAUUAUGAUUAUGCUGAUGGUGACGAUGAUGUGUAUAGUAAGCUAAAAAUUUAUUAUAUCGGUAUGGAAUCAGAUUUUUUCAACUGUUUGCGUAUUGACGACCUAUUGACACUCUUAAGUAAAAAAGAUUUAAAAAUGCAAAAAUAAGAGGAACGGUAAAUAAAUUGAACAAAAAAAGAAAAAAAAAUGGAAAAAAAGAAAACUUAAUCGAAUCGAACUGUGUUCUGUAUUUGUGAAAUCGGGAAAAAACACCGUUUCUUCGAUCGUUGUUUCAGCACGAUUGUGAUAGCGCGACGACGCGGAAAUUACGAUACGCGUGUGGUCGUGCGGGAGGUGGUUCCUCCUUCGACCCCUCGAGAAUCCCCGGGGCGAGGAUGUUCGUUGAUCCCUCGCGUCGAUCUACGUAUAUUCUCACCUCUCUCUCGAGCAAUUCAAAGCGAAAGAGAGAGAGAGAGAGAGACGCGUGUGAAACGGAACUAAAGGAAACGCGUAGAAACAGAACAAAACACAGUGAAACGGAAACUGAUACCUGUCGAUGUAAAAUAUUAGUAUUAACAUAUACGUGGGAUUACGUGCACACACGCGUCCAUCCGUUAACAAGAAAAUGUGUCUGGACACGCGCGUACACGCGUCCCCGGCUUGCGUAGAGACGCGUGACGGCGUCUCUGGCAUAGAGGGAACAGAGUCGAUCAAUCGCGUGAAUUGGCCCGGAUCGAUUGUGUUCAAAACACUCACGGAUCGCAACGUGAUGACGAUGAAAGGAAGGACGAUGUCAAAGGUGGUCUAUGUUAGAGAGUGUCCAUUGUAUAGUGUUUUUUUGAAACGUGAGCAUUAAAUGCUACAUCUUGUGUA